AUGUAUUCCAAAAAACGCGACGAGCCGCUUCCACUGCCACCCACCCCCUACGUUCUCAGUGAUAGUGGAGUAUUCGACGGCAAUGAUGGAAAAUGGUCAUCGUUCCUUCUCAACAUCGGAGAUGAUGGCUCUGGAAGAGGCCAGAACUUCAGGGUUCUCAUUUCUACAUCAUCUCCAGUCGUCCUGGUUCCUGGACAAACUGAAUGGUGUGAUGACGAUGAGUGUGCUAAGAAGCGUGGACUUGAGCUUUACGACGGAAAGCAGCCUCUCGGGCUACAGAAUUCGGCGCAGUGGCAAGACGCCGAGAUUUACAACAUACCUCAGCCGCAGUGGUGGAGUGAUUCCUAUAGAAUUGAUCAGAGCGACUUGAAUGGUGUAUGGGGAGUCGAUAACGUGGGUUUAGGGUCAAGCUCGCCACAAAGUCUCAUACUAGCCGAACAGUAUGUGGUCAAGACCUUGGUGAAGGAUUUCUUCAUGGGCUCUUUUGGACUCGCUGCGGGAGCUGUUGGCCCGCCUGGUGGAGACAAACCAAAUUUCCUGGACAAUUUCGAGGCUGCAAAUAAGAUCGCAAGUCGUUCAUAUGGAUACACCGCUGGUGCAUACUACCGAAACAACAACAAUGGAGUCCCAGGAAGUCUAGUCCUAGGCGGGUACGAUGAAUCACGAUUCACUUCGAAAGGUACAUCCAUACGCAUGCCGAAUGACAAGGAUAACAAGCUUGUUGUCGGAGUACAAUCGAUUCUUUAUGCAAUGGAUCAAGACGUUGAAACGAACACAGUAAGAUUGACACCAAAUGGGGGAUUCUCUGCUACGAUAGAUUCUACACUGCCUUACCUCAUCUUACCGGAUGAAGUUUGCGACGAGUUUGUAUCCAAAUUCCGUCUAGAUUUUGAUAAGGAUAGUCAGUUGUUUCUUGUCGACUCUACUUCUCACCAGGCCAACGAGCGCGAGAAUGCUACCGUUUCCUUCAAAAUCGGGGCGAGCCCUUCUGACAGCGAUAUCUUCACAUCCAUUGUCUUACCAUACGCAGCAUUCGUCCAACAGGCUAGCUUUCCUCUGCCCGUUGCCAAUGAUAACACCCAGUAUUUUCCGAUCAAAAAAUCCGAGAACGGCAAGUUUGUGCUGGGUCGCACGUUUUUGCAAGAAGCUUACAUCAUCGUCGACUACGAAAGGACCAAUUUCACAGUUGCGCGAGCAUUGUUUGCUGACCCCAUGCCCACUCAGAGUCUUGUCACCAUAUUUAACGAGUCAUAUACUGGACUACCUUCUGUCGCCAAGGAUGAUUCUGGAGGUGGAUUACCUACCGGUGCAAUUGCUGGAAUCGUCGUGGCAAUUGUUAUAGUUUUCGCUCUCGCUGCUAUUGGUGUCUUCAUUUGGUGGAGGAAGCGCCGUAAUCCAAAGAAAGAUGGACGUGAAAGUGAAAGGCAUUUGGAGAUAGACACAACCCACGCUGGCACGGAAGUCAAGUACCGACGCGUUUCAGAGCUCACUGGAUCCGAAGGUCCGCAAUCACCAAGAGGCUCGUCCCUGGGUUACUACGGUCCCGAUCAUAAGUCGAUACCCCCAAUUUCCGAGAUGUCACCAGAAAGUCCUCCCUCCGAGCUUUACAGUCCUCCACCUGAAGGUCAUGACGGUGUUGAUUAUUUUGCUGCUGCGGAGGCAAGACGGCAGGGGGCAAUGCGAGAUCGCCGCUCUCCAGCCAUGAGCACACCACAAUCGCCUACUAUUGCCGAACUUCCUGGAGAAGGCAUUCCAUACGAGACUUCUGCGGAUGAACCGAAGCCGACACAAAGACCUCCACAUAGCCGCAGCCCGAGUGACAGUUCACUUGGUACAAACAUCGAUGCAGUACUAGCGAACGAGCGAAUGGUUAGUUCAAGGAAUGAAUCGGAUGUUGAUGAUGCGGCGGUGGAGCCUUGUUCCUCGGAAACUAUCGAGGAAGAAAAUGGCGCGAAACCGGGCCCUCCGGAUGGAGAACAUGACCCUACCGAGCAAUCAACCGUUGAAAGGCGGCCAUCUCAUUCGAGAGGGCUGAGUGACACUACAGUUAAAAGCGAAAGCACAGCAGUGUCGCAGCCCACCCAAGAAGAGAUGGAACGCUGGGCUAGGACUGGAGAGGAUGCACAGCGGCCCAUGUCUCCGUAG
Molecule: messenger RNA, 2145 nt
Organism: Bipolaris victoriae FI3
Lineage: Eukaryota; Fungi; Ascomycota; Dothideomycetes; Pleosporales; Pleosporaceae
Exons: 2
Coding region: 1-2145 (714 amino acids)
Source: RefSeq, a predicted model, not a curated record